Linum trigynum is the source of this 1800-nucleotide messenger RNA. Lineage: Eukaryota; Viridiplantae; Streptophyta; Magnoliopsida; Malpighiales; Linaceae. The record is from the annotation of a GenBank genome assembly.
CAUUAAGAAAGAAAUAGCUGAGUUCUAACGAGAUCGUAUUCAUUUACAGAGCAAGUGUUGGCCAGAAUCCCGCCCCGCUUGUGCCACCACGAGUGAGACCUCCACCGGAUUACGUAGCUUUUCGGAAAAGAAAGGUGGAGGAUUUUAAGGGAGACCAUUCAACGGACCCCAUGGAGGUUGAGCAGUGGCUAGCUAAGGUCACUCGUACCCUGAUCGAGAUGAGGGCGGAUGACGAGGACAGGGUACUGCUGACAGUGUCUUUGCUACAGGACACUGCUUACAACUGGUGGAUUAACCAGCCAGCUAGCCGAGAGGACCCACCAGCUGUCACCUGGCCAGAGUUCGUGCAAUCAUUUCGAGACCACUUUGUACCAGAAGCCUAUCGAAUCGCGAAGCAGAGGGAAUUCUUGCUAAUAAGGCAGAGGUGGGGCAACGAAGGGAAAGAAAGUGUGGCUGACUACACAGCAAGAUUUGACAAACUGUUUGCCUAUAGAGGACCUCAAUUUCAGGAUGCACACACACAACGCAUCCACUACCUGGAAAGCCUGAAGCCUCUUUUUAGGCGUCAGCUGAGUAUGCUGAAUUGGAACAAUAGAGAGGAGAUCUAUCAAGCAGCUCUCCGGUUGGAGAGGGCAGAUACAGCCCUGCACGAGGAGGGGAUGCAAAGAGAAGGGAACAAGAGAAAGGCUGCCAGCCUUCCCGAGGGGCCAAGCCAGCUGAGUCAUUCGAGGAGGAAACCGAACCAGAGCAACUAUGGGGCCACUCAGAGCCAUGCCGGCUCAACCCGAUCAGUACCAAACUAUUUUCACCGAGACCCAUGUAACAAGUGUGGGAGGAUUCACCCAGGAGAGUGUAAAGUACAUAUGGGAGGCAUAUGCUAUCACUGCAAUGAGCCGGGCCACUAUGCUAGAGAUUUCCCUAAGAGAGGAGGGCAAGGGAGAGCCCAGUCCGAGCAAUCAGUCCGGGGCGGAGGAGGAAGAACUCAGACCGGACAGCAGUUUGACAACCAGCCAAACCGGUCUAAUCACCAGCAGGGAGGAAAUGCAGGGCGGUUCAACCGCAAUGAGCGGGAUCGAGGUCAAGGAUCUCAAACAGCUGGGCAACCAAGACUGUUUUCCAUGAGAAGAGAAGAAGCUGACGCGGCACCUGAAGUGGUGACUGGUAUGAUCUCGCUUUACCACCAGCCCGCUUUUGUGUUAUUUGAUUCCGGUUCCACGCACUCUUUCAUUUCUACCAAGCUUGCUAGAACCUUAGGGAUUCCAUUUGUGAGGUUGGGGCAGAAUUUAAGGGUCAGGACCCCAGUGGGGGAUACCCUUAUAGUAGACUCAGUCAUUCGGGACUGUGUUAUCACUGUGGCGGGACACGAAUUCGAAGCGAACCUAAUUCUACUACCCUUCGACGAGUUUGAUGUCAUCUUGGGUAUGGAUUGGCUGUCAAAGAAUAGAGCAAAUGUGGACUGCUACAAGAAGGAGGUUAGCCUGGAGGUAGAAGGAAAGGGCACUGCUUUGUUCAAAGGGACUAAGAAGCUUAUCCCUGGGUGCUUAAUCUCCGCGGUUAAGGCAUUCUCAUUAAUUCAAGAAGGAUGUGAAGCAUAUUUGGCUCAUGUCAAGGAGGUGCAAGAGAAAAAGAUAGAAGAUGUACCUAUCGUAAGGGAAUACCUUGAGGUAUUUCCCGAAGAACUUCCUGGGCUACCGCCACAACGGGAGGUGGAAUUUGAUAUUGAAGUGAUUCCUGGCACAGCACCGAUAUCUAUUCCUCCAUACUGAAUGGCGCCAGUAGAACUAAAGGAGUUGAAGGAGC